This is a messenger RNA of Cutaneotrichosporon oleaginosum, 843 nucleotides long. Its product is annotated as 40S ribosomal protein uS2. Gene Ontology annotation, molecular function: structural constituent of ribosome. Gene Ontology annotation, biological process: ribosomal small subunit assembly; cytoplasmic translation. Lineage: Eukaryota; Fungi; Basidiomycota; Tremellomycetes; Trichosporonales; Trichosporonaceae. Gene Ontology annotation, cellular component: cytosolic small ribosomal subunit; 90S preribosome; ribosome. The record is from RefSeq and is a predicted model, not a curated record.
AUGUCGGACAAGCUCCCCGCCGCGCUUAACGCCACCGAGGAUGACAUCCAGCUCCUCCUUGCUGCCCAGGCCCACCUCGGCACCAAGAACUGCGAGAAGUCGAUGGAGUCGUACGUCUGGAAGCGCCGUGCCGACGGCAUCCACGUCCUCAACGUCGGCAAGACCUGGGAGAAGCUCGUCUUCGCCGCCCGUAUCCUCGCCGCCAUCGAGAACCCCAACGACAUCUGUGUCAUCUCGGCUCGCCCCUACGGCCACCGUGCCACCCUCAAGUUCGCGUCGUUCACCGGCGCCCAGGCGAUCGCCGGCCGCUUCACCCCCGGUUCGUUCACCAACUACAUCACCCGCUCGUUCAAGGAGCCCCGCAUCAUUGUCGUGACCGACCCCCGCGUCGACCACCAGGCUAUCCGCGAGGCCGCCUACGUCAACAUCCCCGUCAUCGCCUUCUGCGACACCGACGCCCCCCUCAAGUUUGUUGACGUUGCCAUCCCCUGCAACAACAAGGCCCGUCACUCGAUCGGCCUCAUGUGGUACCUCCUCUGCCGUGAGGUCCUCCGCCUCAAGGGCUCGGUUCCCCGUGGCCCCACCGGUCCCUCGGGCUGGGACGUCCUCCCGGACCUCUUCUUCUACCGUGACCCGGAGGAGAUUGAGCGUGAGCAGGCUGAGAAGGCCGCCGCCGCCGAGGCCGAGGCCGAGGCUGCCGCCGCCCCCGCUGCCACCACUGAGGACUGGACUGCCGGCACCCAGACCGACGCUGCGUUCGCCAGCGCCCCCGCCGCCGCUGAGGGCCUUGACUGGUCGGCCGAGCCCGGCACCGCCGACUGGUCGGCUGAGCCCGCUGCCUAA